AUGACGACCCCCGACGCUGUGGGUUCAUGUACUGUGUGCAACAAAACUAAUGCUCGGCUCUGCGGCCGAUGUAAGAGUACCUUGUACUGCUCGAAAACAUGCCAACAUGUCGACUGGCCUACUCACAAGCUCCUCUGUGCAACUUUCUCCAAUUUCGACGUCUCGAGCCGACCAACUGACGAGCAUCUUCGAGCGAUCCUCUUUCCAGUCGAUGAAAAGAAGCCAAAAUUCAUCUGGCUUCAUUGCAAGUGGCAUGACGAUGACGAAGACGAAGGCAUCAAGUUUCAGUAUCCCGACGCCAAGACCUUUCUGGGCCCUAAUUCUUUUCCAAGGCCCGCGACAAUUCAGUACAAUCCGGUUCUGAAGAGACAACUGUCAGACACAAUAUACGUCUCCUUUCGUGACACAUUCCUCAUCGAUGGAUCAAACCCCAACAACAGCGUUGCAGCCAUCACUGCUACCAAACCCGGAAGAUACCAUGACUGGCGAGGCCCGAUCAUUUCCUACGGCAAAGUGGGUCUCGGAGUCGAUCAGAGCACUUGCAAAGACCUCGACAUGAAUGACUUCCGACACAUCACUGACUACUUCCUCUCGUACGGUUACGAACCUGCACCACCUACCCAGCAAUCCCCCAGCACAAAGGUCAAAGGUGUCAAGAUCAAUUGCAUCGGCGAUCAGAGGACGUUCAACAAACCCCAAUUCGAGGGAGUUGAGAUUCCUUCGACGGAUCCCAUCUUCUCCAAGCACGACACCUCUGACAUUGCGAAACGCAUCGGACUUCCCAUCUUCACAAGACGUUGCCCCCCAAACUCAAAGUGGGCGAACGACCAGGAUAAUGAGAUGUUCCAAGACCAGAACCCUUUCAACAACCAGGACGCUGCAUUCCUCCACGUAUGCUGCGAUCCGAAAGCCAAAUUCAAUUUUCGCACAGGAGCAGUGGGUUGGGGUUGGGCUUCCCCGCAGUGGCAGACCCAUGUGGGAAGUGCGAUUGUCGUGCGUCAGGACAAGGAGCCGCUGUUUCCAUUGCAUGCAGAGGCACUGUGCAAGUACUGUCACUAUGAGAUCCGCCCGCUUCUAGCGCACUCUAUGGGAGAGUAUGCACCAGAAGAACCAAUGGCAAAAGAUACAGUUCUGGCUAUGAUCUGUCGGCCAACCUUCGUAAUCCACUGGUACAAGCUACUGGAUGAGAAACGCAAGAAAGGAGAGAACGCUAGCGCUCCUUUCCCUUACGACAUGCAGGGCUAUUGA
Lasiodiplodia theobromae is the source of this 1248-nucleotide messenger RNA. RefSeq names its product Zinc finger mynd-type protein. Gene Ontology annotation, cellular component: nucleus. Gene Ontology annotation, biological process: regulation of transcription by RNA polymerase II. Gene Ontology annotation, molecular function: DNA-binding transcription factor activity, RNA polymerase II-specific. The record is from RefSeq and is a predicted model, not a curated record. Lineage: Eukaryota; Fungi; Ascomycota; Dothideomycetes; Botryosphaeriales; Botryosphaeriaceae. The transcript has a single exon. Bases 1 to 1248 code for a protein of 415 amino acids.